AUGCGCAUGAUGAUUAUGAGCUGGAGCAUGUGCUUCCACGACGUUCUCGAUCCAGCCAUGCUUCAUGCCUCGCUCUCGGAGCUUCUUACCAUUGGUAACUGGAAGAAGCUGGGCGGCAGGUCGCGACUGACAAAACUUGGCAAACUCGAACUUCACAUCCCCCAAUCCUUCACCCCCUCCCGCCCAGCAAUCCACUUCACAACAGAACCAAACCCCUCAAGCCUAACAACCCACCCCCUAUCCUCAACCAUUCCCUCUCCCUCAAACCACCCCAUCAUCCUCGACACCCCCUCAACUCUAACUCCCCUCCUCGCCGGCCCCGAAGCACCAAAGACCUUCAAAGACUACACGACCACAGAUCGCCCCCUCCUCACCCUCCACAUCAUCACCUUCUCCGACGCAACCUUUGUCACAAUAACCUACCCGCACAGCAUCACAGACGGCAUGGGACGCCGCGACCUCGUUGAGAACUGGUGCCGCGUCCUAGCAGGCAGACGAGACCUCGUCACGCCUCUGGCAGACCCGUCGUUUGACCCAAUGGCCAAUAUCGCAAAGACAGAUACGCAGCGCUACGACGAGCCGUUUCUAUGGGAACAUAAAAGAUUGACGGGCUGGGGAAAAGUGCGGUUCACGUUGGGCUUGCUGUGGUACCUCCUUACGAACCGCAUCCAUCAACGAAACAUCUUCAUCCCGGCCACAUCACUCAAACGUCUCCGCGAGCGUGCUGAAGCAGAUAUAUCACCACCAGCUGACUCGGAGCCAACAACAACAGGACGCCUCAGCGACGGCGACAUCCUGACAGCAUACCUCGUCCGCUUAGCCUGCUCCCACAUCCCCUCCUCUUCCCCCACGAAACCAAUCUCCAUCUCCACGGCCCUCGACCUCCGCGGCCGCCUCCACGAAGACGACCUCCCACCCGGCGAAGCGCACGUCUCGAACCUGGUAGCGUACAACUGGACCAACACCACAGCUUCAGGCCUCCUCCACGCCCCCUUUGGCAAAGCCGUCGCGCUGAUCCGCAAUUCCGUCCGGUCGCAGCUUACCGACGCGCAAGUGUAUGCGUCAACGAGACUUACAUACAAUGCUGUCGCAGAGAGCGGGAGCACGAAUCAGUUUACGGAGCCGAAUGGGUUCGUUGUGAGUGUGUCGAAUGUGGGCAAGGCGAGGUUUCACGAGGUGAUUGAUUUUAGUCCUGCUAUUGUUGAGUCUAAAGAGCGGCCGGGGGGUGACGCAAGCGUGGAGGAGGAGGGUGAGAGGAAGACGCCUAGGGGGAUGAUUGUGUGGCAGUGUAAUACUCCCAGGAUGAGCCUCCUUCCGCCGUGUCUUAUUUAUAUCCAAGGAAAAGAUCAUGGGGGGAAUUAUUUGGUGCAGAUGGUGGUUUCGGAGAGGACGUGGCGGGUGAUUGAGGAUGAGGUUAAGAGGGUAUGA
Molecule: messenger RNA, 1428 nt
Organism: Colletotrichum godetiae
Lineage: Eukaryota; Fungi; Ascomycota; Sordariomycetes; Glomerellales; Glomerellaceae
Exons: 2
Coding region: 1-1428 (475 amino acids)
Source: RefSeq, a predicted model, not a curated record